Marchantia polymorpha subsp. ruderalis is the source of this 4374-nucleotide messenger RNA. The record is from the annotation of a GenBank genome assembly. NCBI's taxonomy places the organism in Eukaryota, Viridiplantae, Streptophyta, Marchantiopsida, Marchantiales, Marchantiaceae.
UCGUCUCCUCUACCUUCUUCUCCUUCCCCUUCUGCUGCACCAGUAGCCAGCAGCAGUUGCAGCAGCACGGCUCUGCUCUCCUCUUCCCUUCAUUCCUUCCUUCCUUGCAUUCUUUCUUUCCUCUUGCGGAUGCGUCUCGUUCAGGCAAGCGGACCGUGGUUCGAUGUCGCACCGAGAACGAUUUAAUUUCCCAUAAAGUCGAAUCUCGGAUUAGUGGGCGGGGACGACGACGACGGUGGUGGUGUUGGUGCCGGUGGGGCUGGACUGGACUGGACUGGGCGAUGUCUGCGGCGAUUUAAUUUGGAUGAGAUGAACUUGUUUGCUGGGUCGACGAAGGCGGGGAGGGAAGGGGGCCGAGAGAGAAGUGGAGAACUUUUACGGUUAUUGGGGUGUGAAUUGGGAUGGAUAGUUGUGGAUCGAGAGUGAGUAGUGCAACUGGCAAUUUGUGGAGCGGUGGGCUGGUUUCUCGUUGGCAGGUGUCGAGCAUUUCAAGAAGUUGAUUAUUAGCUGCGGAGGAGCUUGCCGAUUCGAAAUCAGGAAUCUUCUGGGGAACGGCUGGGAGUCGAUGCGUGGGCGGCGAAUUUGUCGUCAGCUGACUGCAGGAGACGUGCGUUUGGAUGCUCAGGGUUGUGUAGGAAAGACGUUUCUUCCUGCGAAGGAUUGGAAUGAUAUCCUGGUCUUGUGAAGGAGGAAUUUUGACGAGAAUCAGCAUGGAGAUGCCGAGGACAGGAGACAGACAUCGGUCGGGAAGCUCAUUGCGCGUUCAUCAGUUAUUGGAAUUGGCAUUGAAUAGCUCGUAGAGUUCUCAUCGAUCGUAUGACCUUGUAGAUCAAAUCCUGUUCGAGCAAGGUUUGGUUUCCAGGCGAGGUUUGGGUUUCUACAAAGUCUGAGGCGGAUUGUGGAUCAAGAGAGGUCGGUGUCGGAGGGGAGGUCUGGAAGUCAGGAAGCAUGGAGUCCAGCAGUGAAGAAGCGGCUCUGGACCUGUUCAGAGUAGGGCCGACGACGAUGGUGGGUCGAGCCCUGGCUGUGCAAGUUCUGUUCUGCAAAUCGACGAAGGAGUUCAUGCUCUUUAUUCUGGCCAAGGUAGUGCGAGAGUGGAGGAGGGUGAGAACGUGGGUGGGCAUUGUGUUGAAAAGACUGAUGCGGGUGGUGAACCCGAGGAAUCCCAGUGUGGUGCUCGCCGUGGUGGUGGGCGCGAUGAUAUUUUUGCGGCGGUCGAAAGCGGUGUCCAACAAGGCAGAGCAAACGUACAGGAGGAAGUUCUGGUCGAAUCUGAUGAAAUCUGCCCUCACUUAUGAUGAAUGGGCGCAUGCUGCGACCAUGCUGGAGAAGGCCAGCGAUCGCAAAAGGGAUUCGGAUUUGUAUGAUGAGGAUCUCGUACGCGCGAAGUUCAACGAGCUUCGAGAACGGAGACUUGAAGGUGGGGUUGAGGACAUUCUCUUCUGCCUGCGUGCCGAUUUGGUGAGGAAUUUAGGCAACAUGUGCAAUCCUGAGCUCCACAAGGGCCGGUUGCAGUCCCCUAUCGUCAUCCGAGAAUAUAUUAACGAGGUCCGGUUUCACUUGCGCUCUGUUUGCGAGACUGAUUCCGAGGAAUUCUCGUUGGAAGAGAAGAUUGCCUUCAUACAUGAGACUCGACAUGCGUUCGGGCGCACGGCUCUGUUGUUGAGUGGAGGAGCAGCACUAGGAGCAUUCCAUCUGGGCGUUGUGAGGACUUUAAUUGAGCACCGGUUGCUGCCGAGAGUAGUGGCUGGCGCAAGCGUUGGGUCCAUUACCUGCUCCUUCACUGCUACGCGGACGUGGUCAGAAUUGCAGAGCUUUUUUGAUGAUCCCAUGCCACCCAUGCACUUUUUUGAAUCCAUGGGAAGCAUCAUGUCCACCGCGCACAGACUUUUCACCAAAGGUGCAGUGCAUGAAAUCGGGCAGCUCCAGCGCAAGAUGAGACAGCUGAUUGGGGACUUGACUUUCCAGGAGGCUUAUGAUUUAUCAGGUCGAGUUCUCGGGAUAUCAGUGUGCUCUCCUCGAAAACACGAACCACCUCGCUGCUUGAACUACUUGACAUCUCCACAUGUAGUUAUUUGGAGCGCCGUCACAGCAUCUUGCGCCUUUCCCGGCCUUUUUGAGGCUCAAGAGUUGAUGGCUAAGGAUCGCCAUGGCCGGCUGGUGCCAUAUCACAGCCCCACACUCGGGUCGGUGGGUCCUGAGGAACUCAACAACAUGAAGAGGCAGUGGCGCGAUGGUAGCCUGGAAAGUGAUUUGCCCAUGGUGCAGCUGAAGGAGCUCUUCAAUGUCAACCAUUUUGUUGUUAGUCAGGCCAAUCCGCAUAUCGCACCACUUCUGCGGAUGAAGGAACUCACUCGGGCUUGGGGAGGGGAUUUUGCCGCUAAGCUGGCCCAUAUUACUGAGAUGGAGGUUAAGCAUCGAUGCAGUCAGGUUUUACAAAUGGGUUUCAGGGCAGGAGGGCUUGCGAAGCUCUUUGCGCAGGAUUGGGAGGGUGACGUGACCAUCGUAAUGCCUGCAACGUUUGCACAGUUCGCCAAAAUUAUACAGAACCCCACACCAUCUGAGCUGCGGAAGGCAGUUAUGCAAGGACGCAGAUGUACUUGGGCAAAAUUAUCAGCCAUUCAGGCAAAUUGUGGUAUCGAGUUGAUGUUAGACGAAUGUGUUUCAGAGCUUAAUCGUCGUAGAAAAGCUCAGAAAGAUGCUCAACGUGCUCAACAUGCAUCAAACGCAGCAUUUAACCGGAGCACAACUAAAAGAAUUCCUUCCUGGAAUUGCUUAGCUCGCGAGAGUUCUUGGGGUUCCCUGGAUGAAGAUGGAAUGGAGGCUGCAAUGCAACCGGGAGGACCAUGGGGAGGCCCUUCCUUGCGCAAGUUGAGACCAAACCGCAAUAACCACGAUGGUAGUGACAGUGAUAGUGGAACAGAAAAUAUGGAGCUCAAUAAUCUAUCUUGGACAAGAACUGGUGGGCCAUUAAUGAGAACGGCUUCAGCUCUUAAAUUUAUUUCAGGACAUGAAGGUGACGGGAAUGUAUCGGAGCCUCAACGUCUUUACAAUCAGGACAGUGAAGAUGAUGCUGACGGCGGCUUUAGGUCUUCGGCGGCAGCAACUCCGACCAGCCCCCAGUUGAAUAGAACUCUUAGCUGGGAUCCUCGGAGUAGCAAGAAGGCGAAUAAAAUAUGGGCAAACAGGCACGGUACGGGUGACAGCAAAAGUGACGAAAAUGAGUUGUCAGCCGAAGAAGCAGACUUUUCAUUUCCCGUUGAUUCCCCGGGCUUGAUUAAAGCUCAAAGUGCUGUGGACAUUCGUAGCACUAACUAUACCGUUGGUGAUACAGAGCUUGAUCGGAGUUUUAGUUCAGGCCCAGCUUGUGAGUGCUCGGACAUGGACAAGGGUCUAGGUAUGGGCCUGAGUGGAGUUGACGGCUCUGGGCACAGGAAAGGUAGAAGAAGUUGGUCCGGUUUGGAGUUGGACCUGCUGAGUCCACGUACCGCCGAUGAUGUUCAAGAGUUGGCUAUAUCUGAAGCUAAUGCAAGGGAAGUAUCAAGGUCUGUUGCCUCAAAAGAAACCGAAAUUUUAGAAUCAGAAUCCAGAGCUCUACAGCGGGGAGCGUUUGGGUCAUUUGUUGUAAAACCUGACUCACCUCGAGAUGAACCCAGCUCCUAGACCUGGAAAAAGUCUCAAAUUCAUCAUCAAAAGUAUUUGCAGUAAACGGGUCGUCUAAUUAAGUACAUACAAGUCUGAUCGUUUGUACAGUGUUCUACAGUAGGACCUUGCCGCCUCAUAGCACAGAUUUUUAUACUUCAAUUUUCAUAGUAGUGAACAAGGUGGACAUUUAAUGAAGGCCUUCAAUUAGGUCAUAGCUAGGUGUACAGAUCCUUUCAUGUCCAACUUCAAGUGUAGCAGCAAACUGUACAUCAUUAGCAAUGAAGUGGACUAGAGAGUCGAUACUCUGUUUGCCAUUCAAGGAAGAUGAAACAAUCUCCCACGGCACUGAAGGCAUUUUUCUGUUAACCUCGAUACAAAACGGAACAGUUUUUAUUCUUCUUGCAAGGACUUUCAGUCUUGAAAAAGCUGGCGGCGCAAAAGCAGAUAAGUAUGUCUUGCCAAUUGCUGGCUUCUGAUUGUGAGGCAGAUUGUAUCUCCUUCAGUGGGAGAUAUUGUGAUUGCUCUUUUGUUAUAUCGUUCAACAUCCUCUAGCUGAUAUUCAUCUGUCUUCCAGAUCAUCUGUUCGGGAUGUUGCCAGUCCAUCCUACCCUAUCGACAAUGUAUCAUUGAAAGCUCGAAUUAUCUAGAAGACUUCUUUUCCUACUCUUUCCUAUCCAGUCCUUACUUUGUAUUUCAAUUGGUCACUUCUAUGAAUAGUAAUUCAAAUGA